AUUGCGAGUCAGAGGGUUGACCUCUUCCAGAGUCGCAUUCAAAAAUUUUUAACUGAAAAAACCUAAUGAAAAUCCUUUGAACGAUAUAUUUAUCUUCAAUUUGAAUUCAGAAUCCUUCUCAAUACUACUUAAAAGGGGGAAAUUUAAUGAAUAAGUUUUAUGAAAGGAAUAAGCGCUUAUGAAUGCUAGAACAAGUGUAUGAAUGUGUUUACACAAAGUAUCAGCUGUUUACUUCUCCUCUCCCCCUGCCCCCCCGCCCCAUUCGCGCCGUCGCUGCACACCACAAGUGCCACUCGUGCAGCUCUCAGUGUAUAUUAUUGAAAAAAUAUUCUCUUGAUAAAAACACAGCAAUUGUUGUAAUAUUUCGGUGAAAAUCAUUGUUUGUCUAAUCAAUUGCCGCAAUCAUGUCGAAUCACUCUCUCAUAAUAAAAUCCGGCUUCCUACGAGCCCCACUAGCCAACGGAGUGGGUCGUUACAUCGGACAAUUACAACGAAUAACUCUGAAAUUCUGCAAAAAUCAUGGGGCCAGUCGCGGUAUGAGAGAUUUCCUGGAGAAUGAUCUCCUCGAUUUUGCAAAGGAAAAUCCUGGUGUUGUGGUGUAUGUCAAGCCGAGGAGACAUCGAGGUCCAGUAAUUGUUGGAGAAUAUCUUAAUGGAGAGAGACACUGGGUGAGCGUGGCGAACUUCCCAAAGGAAGACAUUAUCAAGUGGAUUGAACUCCUGAGAACACAAUCGAAAGAUGGAUCACUAAUGAGGUUACGAAAGAUGUUCCACACAGAGUUCCCAUCGAUUCAGGGACCGUGGACCCCCUUCACCUUCAGAAACCCAAUGUGGAACAUUACGAAAUUCCCCGAUAGUAUCAUUGGAAACGUAGUAGUCGAGGAGCAGACCGCAACAGAAAAAUUAUUGCAAAUCUUUAAAGCCCAGCAGGAAUCCAAAAAAUUGACCCAAAUUGAGGCAAAACAAUCAUCCUCCUAAAAUUAAUCACAUAGUGUACAUAGGAUCAUAAAUAAAGCGUGCAUUACUUCAAAUGUA
Molecule: messenger RNA, 1034 nt
Organism: Diachasma alloeum
Lineage: Eukaryota; Metazoa; Arthropoda; Insecta; Hymenoptera; Braconidae
Gene: mRpL43
Product: 39S ribosomal protein L43, mitochondrial
Exons: 4
Coding region: 405-977 (190 amino acids)
Biological process (GO): mitochondrial translation
Cellular component (GO): mitochondrial large ribosomal subunit
Molecular function (GO): structural constituent of ribosome
Source: RefSeq, a predicted model, not a curated record